Messenger RNA from Drosophila nasuta, 1472 nucleotides. RefSeq names its product inositol polyphosphate-5-phosphatase A (gene 5PtaseI). Gene Ontology annotation, molecular function: inositol-polyphosphate 5-phosphatase activity. The record is from RefSeq and is a predicted model, not a curated record. Lineage: Eukaryota; Metazoa; Arthropoda; Insecta; Diptera; Drosophilidae. Gene Ontology annotation, biological process: phosphatidylinositol dephosphorylation.
UAUGAGAAAUUGAAAUCGAUUAUGUGAGAGCUCUGCUCUAGUCCAUCAAAAGAUACAUAAAUUUCGGGUUAAAUUAAAAAAUGGAAUCCAUAAGUAAGGAAGUGAUAGAUACUGAAUUAAUGCUAGUAACAGCCAAUGUUGGAAGUUUGUUUGAAGAUCCAAAAAGACUUCUUUCAAUAUGGUUAGAAGAGUUUAUUGCCAAGAUUACGGAAUUGAAGCCACAAUUUUUAGCAUUACAUCUUCAAGAAGUUGGAGGAAAGACAUAUGAAAAUUCGAUGGAUCACGUACAGGAGUUUAUUAAAUACUUAAAUGAAACAAUGGGAUCAAUGGAUUAUACUUACGUUCGCAUUUAUAUGGAUGAAGAUUACAAAUCCGUUGAGAAUUUUACUGCACUUGGCAACAUUUACUUCGGACAUAAAAAUAUUUGUACCCUAAGGAUUUGGAAUUUUUUAAAGCACGGCUGGGAAGACAAACUUAAUGAGAAUCAAAUAUACACUGGUAACAUUGAAGCAGUUGCAACCAAGGAGAAGUCAAAGUUUCCUCAACAUUUUUUUCCUGAAUGCAAAUGGUCGCGAAAAGGAUUUAUGCGGACGCGUUGGGAAAUUAACGGCACAGUCAUUGAGUUGGUAAACAUACAUCUUUUCCACGAUGCAUCUAAUUUAGUAGCUUGUGCAGAUUUUCCAUCAGUCUAUUGUAAAACAAGAAGACGAGCUCUGAUACAUACAAUUGAGAGGUUUCACUUGGAUGACAAAAAUGGAUCCGUCCCCUUUUUUUUGUUUGGAGAUUUUAAUUUUCGAUGUGAUACUGCAGGCGUUGUAAAAGAACUGACUGCAAAUUUGGUUGCCCAUCGAGUACAAAGUAUUAAAACGGAUAAUACUAAAAUCCACUAUCGCAAUUCCAUUGGCAAUAACAUACUUACAUUGGGAAAAAAAGAGUUUAGUCACGCUGAUCAUCAGCUUAAAUUUAAAGAAUAUUGGUUAAAAAAUUUUGAUAAGGAAUUGGAGCCACUCACGGAAAUUUUGAUUGAAUAUCCAAUAAACUUUAUUCCUUCAUAUCCCUUUGAAGAAGAUCCCGAAAUGCCCACCGAUUAUAUGUCAACAAGAUGUCCAUCGUGGUGCGAUCGUAUUUUGAUGACUCCGCAAGUUAACGACAUUAUUGCAUGCAAUGAAUGGAAAUAUGAUAUAAUUGGAGAAUCUGUCUGCAUGGGAGACCACAAGCCUAUUUACUUAACUGUUCGACUAAAGCAAAAUAAAGGUUCCAUGAGCCCUCGAAAGGCACCGAAUUUAUUGAAGACUUUAAUGGAAAACACAAUGGUAGACGAUAGUCUUUGGAUGGAACAGUCAAAUGUGGAGGACGCCAGUACUUCAGCGAAAUCGAUUUUUUAAUUCUCAAUACAUAAUGGUAAAGGCUAUAUCUCCUAACAUCAGUAAAGUGGGAAAGGAUGAAAGUAUUUGCCCUGAAAAGCUAAAUAC